Messenger RNA from Phytomonas sp. EM1, 498 nucleotides. The record is from the annotation of a GenBank genome assembly. Lineage: Eukaryota; Euglenozoa; Kinetoplastea; Trypanosomatida; Trypanosomatidae.
AUGUCAUCAAUUUUGGUUCAGGAAGGACUCGAUAGUCAUGACAACAACUAUUUGGAUGAUUUCCCGCAAGAUGGUGUGCCCGAUGAAAUGCAGAUGUCUACAGAGUCGGAAAAUAUGAAUAAAGUCGAGAAGAAUGAUAACGCUCACUCAAUCGAGGAGGUCGGUGAGGCUAAUGAGAUCGUUUUUCUGAAUCAAUCUAAUUCCUUGCCUGCGGAUCCCGCACCCGAUCAAGGGGAGGUAAUGCAACCUGUUGCCUCCCAGGAUGAUGCAGAGAAGCCUCACGACAGCGAUGAAGCCCCUCGGCAAUAUCCGCUCUCGCGGUCGAAGAAGCAAACCAACCUUGCGCCUCAAAAGACUACCUCAAAAGCGGUACGGCCUACUUCCACACAAAAUACAGCAAAGAAGCCUGUCGCGAGCAAGGAAGCUUCUCAUCCGCACCCGCUCGCGCGGUCGAAGAAGCAAACCAAUCUCGCGCCUGGCAAGAUUACCAAGAGCUAA